CAGUGCGCAAGUUUUUCUACUUCGCCCUUGACAGCCGAACCCUUCAACGCCGCCGCCGAGCUCGACGCCGUCCUUCUUCCACCGAACCGGAGUGAAAGAAGAUGCCGUCACUUCAAAAGGCUUUACCUCCAGAACUUGCUGAUAAUGCACUCAGAUUAUACCGCGAAUGCUUAAGGAGGGCUAAGUUCAUCGGGAGUCAGCAACACAACACCGGGCUUCUUGUUUCCAUGGUGAGACAACAGUUCAAGAAAAACAUGCAUGAAACUGAUCCAGAGAAGAUACAGAAAAUGAAGGAUGAUGCGGCAAGGGGUCUUAUCAAUCACAUUAUUUACGAGUCCGAGAAGAUGACAGGGCGUAAGUUCUCAGGUUAAGAAAGUAGCAAGUAGACUUUCAGCAUUUGCUGUACGAAUAACAAUAAAGAGCAUCUUGAUCAUGUGGCUGCUGAUUUAUGUUAUCUCCUGACACAUGGACCAGCUAAUGCUUCGCUUGUUGUUGACAUAUUAAAGCAGUGAUUUUCAUCAGUUGCAUUUUACUGGCGUUCUGGAUGUAGUUGGCCUAUACAUGCUGAGUGCUACCUGUUUUGGGUAAUCUUUAAAUAUUUUCCAAGCUUGGAGAUGUAUAUCUUCAGCAAUUUUGAAUGUUUCAAUAUGUGUGAAACAGAUGUGUAAUUAUAAAACCUUUUUCCUUGGUCA
This is a messenger RNA of Lolium rigidum, 692 nucleotides long. RefSeq lists its product as uncharacterized. The coding region runs from base 102 to 371 and encodes 89 amino acids. NCBI's taxonomy places the organism in Eukaryota, Viridiplantae, Streptophyta, Magnoliopsida, Poales, Poaceae. The record is from RefSeq and is a predicted model, not a curated record. The transcript has 5 exons.